ACAUUUAUUCAUUUCAAAUCGUAGCAAUGGCCAAAAAAUUACACUACUUCGAUUCCAUUAUCGGUCUCGCAGAGCCGAUCCGCUACAUCCUUCAUUACGGAAAGCAAAAGUUCGAAGAUGUGAGGUAUAAAUACCAGGACUGGCCUAUCAAAAGCGUGAAAGAUUCGCUUCCAUUCGGUCAACUGCCUAUUUAUGAAGAAGGAAACAAAACUUUGAACCAGUCGCUGGCCAUUGCGAAGUACGUCGCUACCUACAGCAAGCUCGUACCGAGCGAUCCUUGGGAACAAGCCGUUUUGGAAGCUAUGGUUUACAACCUUUACGACUUCUGGAAGUUUGUCGUAGCUUUCAUAAAGGAGGAGGAUCCAGUUAAAAAACAAGAAUUAAAGAAACAAGUCUUGUAUGAACAUGUCGAAUUCUUCUUCCCUAAAUUCGAGAAAGAAUUGAAGAACAACAACGGUUACUUCGGUGGAAAGUUGAGCUGGGCUGACUUCGUCUUUGUUGGUAUCAUUGAUUCGGGAGAUUAUUUCCUUGGUGAGAAAAUCGAGAACAAAUACCCAUACAUUAAGGCCUUAGUGCAGAACGUACACAACCUACCUGGGGUUAAGGAGUACAUCGCAUCUAGGAAAGUCGAACCAAUGUCGGUAUAAACUUGAAACACAAAUUAUUUAAUUCUUCAAUUUCGAAUAAAUUGAUCGAAACUAA
Melitaea cinxia (Glanville fritillary) is the source of this 702-nucleotide messenger RNA. Its product is annotated as glutathione S-transferase-like. Gene Ontology annotation, biological process: glutathione metabolic process. The transcript is spliced from 4 exons. Lineage: Eukaryota; Metazoa; Arthropoda; Insecta; Lepidoptera; Nymphalidae. The record is from RefSeq and is a predicted model, not a curated record. Bases 27 to 647 code for a protein of 206 amino acids. Gene Ontology annotation, molecular function: glutathione transferase activity.